This is a messenger RNA of Triticum turgidum subsp. durum (durum wheat), 1137 nucleotides long. The record is from the annotation of a GenBank genome assembly. NCBI's taxonomy places the organism in Eukaryota, Viridiplantae, Streptophyta, Magnoliopsida, Poales, Poaceae.
AUGCAUCACAUUAAUAUCUCAUCCUUCAUCCCCUUCAAGCUCAGCCUGGACGCCAACAAUUACACGAAGUGGCGCCAGCUCUUCGCCUUUGUACUGACCAAGUACCAAGUCGAGGAUCACGUCGAGGAAGCCGUUGACCCCCUGCAUGCCGACGCCAUCUGGAGGAACGAUGACAUUACCAUCGUCCUCUGGAUCUACGCCACGAUCUCCGAUGAACUCUACGACGUGGUCCAGUCACCGAACAACACCGCGUACCAGCUCUGGCGCGAGCUGGAGGUCUUCUUCCGCGACAGCGCCGCCGGCCGCGCCGUCCACAUCGGGGCUGAGUUCCAGGCUACGGUACAGGGCGACCUGAGCAUCGCCCAGUACUGUCGUCGCCUGAAGCAGCUCUCCGACGCCAUGGCCGACGUGGGCGAGCCCGUCACCGACCGCUCCCUCACGUUGCAGCUCGUGCGGGGCCUCAGCCGCCGCUUCCACGUCAUGGCGACCUUGCUCCCCAUGCAGGUGCCGUUCCCCACGUUCAACCAGGCCCGCUCCCGUCUCCUGCUGGAGGAGAUCUCGCUGGGUGAGCGGGAACGCACCGAGGGGGCCGCGGCUCUCUCCAUCGGGCACGGCGGCGGCUCGUCGUCCGGCAACUCCGAGCGCGGUGGUGACCGCGGUGAGCGACAGCCUCCUCCGUCCCCGAGUGACAAGGGCAAAGGGCCGGCCACUCCACCCUCUGGCGACCACCAGCGUGGCGGGCGCGGCCGCGGGCGCGGUCGUGGGCACGGCUCCAACACCUCCUCGCCUGCUCCACUCGGGCGCGGCCAACAGCCGUGGCUCGGGUACUUCGCGCCGUGGGGCUCCCCGGCGCCCUCCCCGCAGCAGUGGCGGGCGCCCUGGACGCCGCCCAACUCCGCCGGGGUCCUCGGCCCACGCCCCGGAGCUCCGCACCAGGCCUACCCCGUCGGCAUGCCCUCCUCGUCGUCCACGCCUCCAUGGAAGCAGCAGCAGGCCCUGAUGGCCCAGGCCUUCGCCAACAUGAACAUGCAGCAGCCUCCGGCCACCCACGAGUGGUUCAUGGACACAGGAGCUACAUCCCACGUCGCCGGGUCCAGUGGACAUGGCAACGGGGAGAAUUCUGAUGCGGUCCAGUAG